Molecule: messenger RNA, 2431 nt
Organism: Triplophysa dalaica
Lineage: Eukaryota; Metazoa; Chordata; Actinopteri; Cypriniformes; Nemacheilidae
Gene: adipor2
Product: adiponectin receptor 2
Exons: 7
Coding region: 219-1289 (356 amino acids)
Biological process (GO): adiponectin-activated signaling pathway
Cellular component (GO): plasma membrane
Molecular function (GO): signaling receptor activity
Source: RefSeq, a predicted model, not a curated record
GUGCGAUUGGUUUGAGUGUUCUGUUGUGAAUCCACGGAGGCCAGUUUUGGAGUUAAGAGUCGGGAGGGGUUCAACAUUCACCGACGGUUAGCAGCGACAGGAACAAGCUGGACGGUGGGGAGGUGAAGGAGGACAAGGCAACGGCCUUCGUCCUGAGACACAGAGUCUCCUCCAGUAACGAUAGAGAACCCACUCACACAUCCACCUCAGACACCUCCAUGAGUCCCGCCACAGACCACAGUUCAGACAGCCCUGCACAGAAUGGGUGUCCUUCCUUAAGGAAAGCAUUACAUAAAGACAAAGAAGAAAUGACACACCGAGACGAGGAAGAGAAGGAGGAAGAAGAGAGAAGCUCUGAUGAAGGUCUCCUGCUACAGGCGCAUCACGCCAUGGAGAGGAUGGAGGAAUUCGUGCACAAGAUGUGGGAAGGUAGAUGGCGUGUCAUUCCACAUGACGUCCUUCCCGAUUGGCUGAAGGAUAACGACUUCCUGUUGCACGGACACAGGCCACCCAUGCCCUCCUUCAGAGCAUGUUUCAAGAGCAUCUUCAGAAUCCACACAGAAACGGGCAACAUUUGGACACAUCUUUUAGGUUGCCUGUUCUUUCUCUGUCUCGGCAUCGUGUACAUGUUCAGACCCAAUAUGUCAUUUGUGGCGCCGUUCCAGGAGAAGAUAGUCAUUGGCAUGUUUUUUCUGGGAGCCAUUCUCUGCCUGUCCUUCUCCUGGCUCUUCCACACGGUCUACUGCCACUCUGAAGGGGUGUCACGCGUCUUCUCAAAACUGGACUAUUCGGGCAUUGCGUUCCUGAUCAUGGGCAGUUUUGUGCCGUGGCUGUAUUACUCGUUCUACUGCUCCCCUCAGCCCUGUUUCAUCUACCUGUUCGUAGUUUGUAUAUUGGGAAUCGCCGCCAUCACAGUCUCUCAGUGCGAUUUCUUCGCCACGCCGCAGUACCGCGGAGUCAGAGCUGGUGUGUUUGUGGGUCUGGGGCUCAGCGGGGUCGUCCCGACGCUGCACUUUAUGAUCUCAGAAGGCUUCUUGAGAGCCACCACCAUGGGCCAAAUGGGCUGGCUCUUCCUUAUGGCCACCCUGUACAUCACCGGAGCAUGUCUGUACGCCGCCCGGAUCCCCGAGAGAUUCUUUCCUGGCAAAUGUGAUAUCUGGUUCCAUUCCCAUCAGCUAUUCCACGUCUUGGUGGUGGCCGGGGCCUUCGUGCACUUCCACGGUGUGUCCAAUCUUCAGGAGUUCCGCUACACAGCUGGAGGAGGCUGCACAGAAGAGGGAGACAUGUGAGCUUCAUACCUUGUGAGGCCAAAUCGCGCCACUAGAGGGAGGUGACGUUCCUCUCACUAUUGCUGCCAGAAACAGCUGUGUCCCUCAUACCCAUGAUGAGUACACCUGUGAGGACCGCAAUGGCUGACAUUUACACCUCUUCAUUUACUCCCCUUUCCUUUUUCUUUUGUUCUUUGUUUGCCCACGUUAAAUAAAAGUUAUCAUGGGAUAUUGCGGACACAGGUUCAGGUUGUCAAUUUGAGUUUCCUAAAACGACAUGUUUAGGAAGUGGAGAUGUUUUGUUUUGAUUUCUUGCUGAUUGUUGUUUUCUUUGUUUGAGAAGAAAAAGCAUUGUAAAGACAAAACAAACUCUCUCUCUCUCUCAAAAAAAAGAACACAAAUAAAAUUGUAAAUGUUUCUUGGGGUGGGCAGUUAGCCAUUUUCAAGUUUUUCAUGUAAAUAAGAUUUCUAAAUUUGGGUUAUAUAGAUUUGUACGAAAUAAAGUUAUAAAAUGUUUUUAAAAAGUAAAUCAUUACAUCAUUACAUGUUUUAUGGAGGUAAACCAGAGGCAGGUAAAGUAUUACAGCAAAUCUAAAAGGCUUACAUGUGUUGAAAUGGGCUGUUUUUUUAAGUGUAAGUUUGCCUAACCUGAGAUGCUCCAAAGAGGCCAAGAUGCCUCCGUUUGCUAAUGUCCUGAACACAUCUGAACCCGUACCUGUAGGACAUUGGAGAGCUAUAGACCCGACGGAGCCACCCGGAGUCUGAACAGUGGUCAGGAAUCAGCAUUCAGUCUCUUCACAAGCCCUUAGGCUGGGUUUCCUCCAGAUUAUUUGUGUGUUUUGCGUGUUGUUCUUCAUCUUAAUGGUUGUGACAGCCUGGUUGGGGGAAAAAAUAAUAUAUGAAAGACUUAUGAAAAAAAUCUUGCAAUUUUAAGUACCUAAAAUCAUAAUCUUACAAGGCAAGGAUGCAUUUGUUGUGUAACGUUCUGUGUGUCAUCAUUUGUAAAUGAUAUAAUUUAUUAAAGAGUUUCCAUGGAAACAUUACAACCUACUGUAAUUUUCCACAUUUAAACAAGGGCAAUGUUUUAGUUUUCUUUAAAGAGAUUUUUACAUGCAUUGAUAUUUAUUUUAAUUUUUAAAUGAAUUAAAAUUCUUUAAAAACUU